Aspergillus welwitschiae is the source of this 1421-nucleotide messenger RNA. RefSeq names its product Gfo/Idh/MocA family protein. Bases 236 to 1357 code for a protein of 373 amino acids. The transcript has a single exon. The record is from RefSeq and is a predicted model, not a curated record. NCBI's taxonomy places the organism in Eukaryota, Fungi, Ascomycota, Eurotiomycetes, Eurotiales, Aspergillaceae. Gene Ontology annotation, molecular function: nucleotide binding.
CAAUUACCCAGCACAAUGCCAGGCAUAAUUCCUACCAAAAGUUGCUAGCACCCCAAAUCCACAACCGCAUUACUAUGCAUCCAGAUCCACCGCCCCGGUCAGGGACUGCAUUUACCCCAGACCAGACCAGACCCACCGUUGCAUCCCAACUUGACUCACCGAUAUAAAAAGCACCCUUCUCACCGGCACACAACCAUCACCCUCCAAGCAACCACAACCAAAAGUAAUUACUACUAUGAUCAACGUCAUCAUCGUCGGCGCCGGCCUCAUCGGCCCCCGCCACGCACAAUCUGUUAUCACCAACCCCUCUACCAACCUUCUUGCCCUGGUCGACCCCUCCCCAAGUGCCUCAUCCGUGGCUAAAACCCUCAACACGCUCUACUUCCCCUCAUUAUCAGCCCUCCUGUCUGCUACACCAGACAUCCCGCACCCAGACGCCGCCAUAAUCUGCACCCCCAACCACACGCACGUCCCCGUGGCUCUCGAACUCAUCAGCCACAACAUCCACAUCUUACUCGAGAAACCCAUCAGCGACACCAUCACCACUGCGCUUCCCUUGCUCCAAGCGCAGCAAAAGUAUCCAGAUGUGAAGAUCCUCAUCGGCCACCAUCGGAGAUUCAACCCAUACAUCACCAAAACCAAGGAAAUCCUCGAGUCCGGGUCAUUGGGUCCAAUUAUUGCUCUAUCCGGACUAUGGACUCUAUACAAGCCAGCAUCAUAUUUCACCGGUGCUACCGAGUGGAGAAGGGAUAAGACUAAAGGUGGUGUAUUGAGUAUCAACCUCAUUCACGACGUGGACUUACUCCACUACCUAUUCGGUCCUAUUACGCGCAUUUACGCAGAGAAAACCCUCCCUCAGCGCGGGGGUCCAGAUGGGAAUGAGAAUCACACCGCGGAAGAAGGCGCGGCGAUUACAUUCCGGUUUGCUAGCGGGGUGGUGGGCACGUUCGUGGUGAGUGAUUGUGCGCCGUCGCCGUGGAAUUUCGAGGCCGGGACGGGUGAGAAUCCGAUUAUUCCGAAGGUGGGUGGUGUAGGAGGAGGGUUUUAUAGGGUUUUGGGAAGUCGGGGGUCGUUGAGCGUGCCGGAUUUGAAGAGGUGGAGUUAUGAUGGGGUUGAGGGGGAGAAGGGGUGGAAUCAGAGAUUGCAAGUGGAAGAGUUUGAGGUCGAUGAGGGAGUGCCGUUUGAUUUGCAAUUGGAGCAUUUUGUGCGUGUAUUAGAGGGGGGAGAGACGCCGAGGUGUGAUGCUGUGGAGGGAUUGAGGGCGUUGGUGGUGGUUGAUGCUGUGAAGAGGGCGAUGGAGACGGAGGAGGUGGUGAAGGUGGAGAGUGUUGAGGAGAUUUUGGCGAGGAAUGAAUGAAUAGUUGAUGGGAUAAAGUGAGGCGGGUAUUUGAGAUUUUGCUAGUAUGAUAUCAAAUGAAAAU